Molecule: messenger RNA, 1362 nt
Organism: Spinacia oleracea (spinach)
Lineage: Eukaryota; Viridiplantae; Streptophyta; Magnoliopsida; Caryophyllales; Amaranthaceae
Product: 33 kDa ribonucleoprotein, chloroplastic
Exons: 4
Coding region: 165-1109 (314 amino acids)
Biological process (GO): chloroplast rRNA processing
Cellular component (GO): chloroplast thylakoid membrane
Molecular function (GO): mRNA binding
Source: RefSeq, a predicted model, not a curated record
CAAUACGUUAAUCCAUGGUAAAUUUUGGUAAUUUUAAGUUUGAACUCGUGGUAAUUGGUAAAAACAUCAACUACCUUAUCCAAGAACUGAAUAUGGGAGGGAAACAAUCCUAACCAACAGCCAAUUUGCCAAGCGACUUUCCCCUCCUCAUCUCCAUUGUAGCAAUGGCGAUAGCAACAGCUCUUUCCACCAUUGUUACACCUUCAUCCUCCUCCUCUACUACUUUCUCUCUCCUCCCUUCAGAAAGCUCUUUCGCCCACUUUUCUCUCAAGCCUAAACCUUUCCUCAAAACAACCCUAACACUUAAAUCCCAACAUUUCAUUCCCACUCCCCUCCCUCUUCUCUUCCCUCUCCACCUCUGCCACUGUGCUUCCGCCUUGAGCGAUACCGAAGAACAGAUAACCGAUGAAUUUGAAGAAAACCCAGAUGAAUUUGAGCAAGAACCGGAACAAGAACAAGAGGGAAUUGAGUCAGAAGAAGUUGAAGUUGCAAAAAAUAAAGGGUUAGAUUCAGUUGAUGAUUCCAGGAUUUUUGUGGGAAAUUUGCCUUAUACUAUGACUUCUGAUCAAUUGUCUGAAGUCUUUGCUGAAGCUGGUCAAGUAAAGUCCAUUGAGAUUAUAUAUGAUAAGGUUACUGAUAGGAGCAGAGGGUUUGGAUUUGUUACCAUGGGAAGCGUUGAUGAGGCGAAAGAGGCUGUUCGGCUGUUUGAUGGUUCUCAAGUUGGAGGCCGAACUGUGAGGGCAAACUUACCAGAAGUGCCAAGAGGUGGUGAGAGGAAAGUGAUGGGGCCAACUAUUCGAAAUAGCAACCAGAGUUAUGUGGAUACUCCUCACAAGAUCUAUGCUGGUAAUCUCGGAUGGGGAGUUACAACACAAGGCCUCCGAGAAGCCUUUGUUAACCGAGAAGGCUUUCUAAGUGCCAAAGUGAUAUACGAGAGAGCAAGUGGAAGAUCACGAGGUUUUGGCUUCGUCACUUUCUCAACUGUUGAGGCUGCAAAUUCUGCUCUCACUUCUAUGAAUGGAGUGGAACUGGAAGGACGGCCUUUACGAUUGAACAUGGCAUCUGAUAGAAUUCGCUCUACCCCUGAGGCUAACGUUGAGCAGAGUUAGCCCUUGAAAAGGGAUUUAGGAUGAAAUACCAUCUGACUAGAUUUACUAAGAUGAUAUUUGAGGAACAAAUUUAGAGGAAGCACUCGGUCAAGCUCCUUACUUUUGAUCUCAUAGUUCUUUUUCAAAUACAAGCGGAGUAUAGAGUAUGGCUCUGUGGUGCAAAUGAGGCUAUUCUUUUUCAUUUAAUUUCAUAAUUUACUAUGUGUAAGUUGAAUUCUUAAGGUGAAUACAGAUCCCUUUAUCGUUAGCGAUC